Molecule: messenger RNA, 744 nt
Organism: Aspergillus campestris IBT 28561
Lineage: Eukaryota; Fungi; Ascomycota; Eurotiomycetes; Eurotiales; Aspergillaceae
Product: OBAP family protein
Exons: 2
Coding region: 1-744 (247 amino acids)
Source: RefSeq, a predicted model, not a curated record
AUGACGUCCUGCCACGACAACCCUCCCCUCCCCGGUUCCCCUCGAACCACCAAAAGCAAAGUCCUCGAGACAGGCGCUGCUGCAGUGCAGAACUUCACUCCUGUCAAGCAGAUCUGCGCCCAUUUGAAUGCGUUCCAUGUCUACGCUGAUGAUCCGACGAGAUGUGUGGAGGCGAAUCAUUAUUGUUCGCAUAUUACUGAGGAUAUAAGACAAUGUCUCCUCUACGACUCCCCCAACGCCAACGCGCGCCUCAUCGGCCUCGAAUACAUGAUCUCCCCGCGCCUCUUCCGCACGCUCCCCGAAGAAGAAAAACACCUCUGGCACACGCACGAAUUCGAAGUCAAGAGCGGCAUGCUCGUCAUGCCCGCGCCCGCAAUGAUGCCCGACAUCGCGUGGGAUACCGCCGAGACGUCCGAGAUGUACGACGUGGCGCCGCUGUACGGCAAGACGUACCACUUCUGGCAGGUGGAUCGCGGCGAUGCGCUGCCGUUGGGUCCGCCGGUGCUGAUGGGGAGCUUUGUCUCGGAGGAGACUGUGAAGCUUGCGGAGAAGGGCGGGUUGAGUGAGUUGUGUAAGGAUCGGGAUGAGCGGUUUGGGAUUGAUACGAAGAAGAAGGCGGAGUUGAGGAAGGAUAUUCCUGAUGUGGAUAUGGAUCCUGGUAUGCCUCUUACUUUUUAUUUUCCUUAUAAGAGUUGUAUGAAUGCUAACAGUUAUGUAGCUGCAGAUGCUGGCAAGCCUAAGUAG